Messenger RNA from Racocetra fulgida, 1103 nucleotides. The record is from the annotation of a GenBank genome assembly. Lineage: Eukaryota; Fungi; Glomeromycota; Glomeromycetes; Diversisporales; Gigasporaceae.
ACGUGAGCGUCGAUAAUGUUUAUGUUAAUUACUUCUAUGCGGUAUUUGGUUCGAUAGCUGAAAGUGAAUUAUUUACUGCGGAAGCCAAAGAACCGAACUUUCCUAUUGCUAUCUUGCAAUUAAUUACAAAAGAAAAUACAGAUCCGAGUGAAGACGAGUCAAAAAUUCCAUCUGAAAUUCGAAAUGCAAUUAAAGAGUGUAUCAUUGAUAUUUUAGUUUCGGUUCCAACAAAUAUACAACUUCAACUUAGCGAAGCUGUAACCUUAAUUGCUGAAAGCGAUUUUCCAGCAAAUUGGCAAAAUUUAAUACAGCUUAUUAAUUAUACCAUUUAUUCAUCAGACAUUGAUGAGGAAUUAUUUGAAUAUGAUCCUAUUGAGUUCAUUAGAAGAGAUAUAGAAGGAUCUGCUGCAUCAGACUUUGUGCGUAGUAUGAUGACGCAUUUUAUGAAAGAUAUAACACGAAUUAUUGGAACAUAUAUAAACCAAUUCCUCAAGAAUGUUGAAGAACUGUCUGACAAUAUUGAUUUGCAGCAAUACAAUGAAGAUCCAAACAAUUGGAAAGAUAAAGAUGCUGCGAUCUAUCUUUUGACUUCGAUUGCUACUCCUGGCACUGCGACAAAGUACGGUCUCACAGUGGUUAACGAUCUAGUAAACGUUGUAGAGUGGUUCACUGAAAAUAUCCUGCCGGACUUGCAAACACCCGUUGAUAGCGGGCAGCCCGUGUUAAAAGUUGAUGCUAUAAAGUACUUGUACACUUUCAGAAAUCAAGCUGAGUUCAUUCUUAUCGGCAUAUUUUAUUUAGGUAACAUUCCAGCCUUGGUUCGCUUUCUCCAUGCUUAUCUUUAUCGCGAUUCUUUAGCCAUUAUUGCCAAUAAACAGCUCGAACCUAUUCUUGGUAUCUUCCAAAAAUUGAUUGCUUCAAAAGCUAAUGAUAAAUACGCACCAACAGAGAUUGAGAAUUACGAUGCUGAAGAAGAACUUCUCAAUUUUGAUUUUGAAGAGGAUAGACAAUUUCAAACUACCUUUGCCAAGUUAACAACUGCUAACAAACCAAGGAUUGAUCCUACUGCAUCUAUUCCAGAACCUAAAUCAAGCAUAUCCUGA